AUGCCACAAGGCACGGUGGCGUCGGAGUGGGAGAUCAGGAUGUUCCUGGUGGCAAUGCCGGAUGGCCUGGUGACAGGGCUGGACGCGGCGAUGAGGUGCGUGGUGAGCGCCGCGUUCCUGUGGAUGGCGGAGGUAGUAGGGGUGCUGCGGGUCCCGCUGUGCACUGACGGGGCCGUGUUAUGUGCCAUGUUCUCCGUCCUCGAGCCGUCGUCCGCCGGGAGCAGCAGCUCCACUUCAUUCCCGGCGUCUCCGCCCAUCGAGUCUGCUACCUCCCCGAGGGCGUCGUCUUCGGCCCCCUCGUCUCCUCGUUCUCGUGCCUCCUACGCCGCAUGGGCCAAAAUGUCUCCAAAGCUGCCGCCGGCCUCGUCAACAUUUGCGAGGGCCUCGACCCCGCCAUCAACCCUGGCUGGAUCGCCACGCGACGGCCACCGUGGCCUACGUAAACUUCGGUUCGGUCGUGACCCUGCCGCCCUCCGAGCUGACCAAGCUCGCGGAGGGGUUGGAGGUCAGCGGGCGGCGUUCCUCUGGUCGCUCAAGGGCCAGGCCGAGGAGCUCCUGCCGCCGGGAUUCUUAGACCGAACCAAGGGGAGGGGCCUCGUGGUAAGCUGGGCGCCGCAGUCGGACGUCCUGCGCCACGCGGCGGUGGGAGCCUUCGGGACCCACUGCGGCUGGAACUCGGUGUUGGAGGCCAUCACGGCCGGUGCCCCCAUGGUGCGCCGCCCCUUCUUCGGGGACCAAAGCAUGACCGCGAGGUCCGUCUCCUUCGUGUGGAAGAUCGGAGUCGAAUUCGAAGGCUGA
Molecule: messenger RNA, 798 nt
Organism: Musa acuminata subsp. malaccensis (wild Malaysian banana)
Lineage: Eukaryota; Viridiplantae; Streptophyta; Magnoliopsida; Zingiberales; Musaceae
Source: RefSeq, a predicted model, not a curated record